Messenger RNA from Misgurnus anguillicaudatus (oriental weatherfish), 2536 nucleotides. RefSeq names its product macrophage stimulating 1 (gene mst1). Gene Ontology annotation, molecular function: serine-type endopeptidase activity; receptor tyrosine kinase binding. The record is from RefSeq and is a predicted model, not a curated record. Gene Ontology annotation, biological process: proteolysis; regulation of receptor signaling pathway via JAK-STAT. Lineage: Eukaryota; Metazoa; Chordata; Actinopteri; Cypriniformes; Cobitidae.
ACACACACACACACACAUAAACACAAACUCUCUACCCCCUUCAUCAAUCAAGAAUCAAAGUCCCUCCGGUGAGAUUGUUUGUUGGAGUAAAGCAGCACUUAUACCAUGAUUUUCCUCUUCUUUCUCACAGCUCUGGGGUUUUGGACUGAUGCAGUUCACGGAUACCGCAGUGCCCUGAAUGAUUUCCAGCGUUCAGAAGGCAGAGAGUUGGUGCUGAAGUCCUGGAACGCAGAACGACUGACGCUUCUUCCCGGUGUCACAUUAGAAGAUUGUGCUAAACGCUGCAAAGAAAGUCUUGAAUGCAGAGCAUUUAAUUAUGAGUUUCGUCCCUCUGUGGUGUGUAAACAUCUGCCAUGGGUCGGUGAUGCAGAUAAUGCAGAUGUGAAGAGAAAUGUGAACUGUGACCUCUAUGAGAUGAAAGUCUAUGUGAGGAAGUGUAUUGUUGGUAAAGGAGAAGACUAUCGAGGAAAAGUGUCAACAACUAAAGAUGGACGAACAUGUCAACAGUGGUGGUCGAAAUUUCCUCAUGACCACAGAUGGACUCCAGCCGCUAAUAACGGCCUAGAGCUGAACUACUGCCGUAAUCCGGACGGGGACCGAAUCGGACCUUGGUGUUACACGACUGACCCUGAACGCAGAUACGAAAGUUGUGACAUCCCCCAGUGUAAAGAUGAGGUUUGUUUCACCUGCAACGGAGAAGAUUACAGAGGUCAGGUGGAUCAUACAGUGAGCGGGAAAGAGUGUCAGAGAUGGGAUCAACAGUAUCCACAUCAACACAUCUAUCAACCAGAGAAAUACCCUGAUAAAAGUCUGGAUGAUAAUUAUUGCCGUAACCCCGAUGCCUCUCCGGUACCCUGGUGUUACACCACCGAUUCAACCACGGAGAGAGAAAGUUGUGACAUACGCAAGUGUGCCGAGUCUCCAAAGCGUCGUCUUCGCUCCGGCUAUACCACUAACUGCUUUCGUGGUCGUGGUGAAGAUUACAGAGGAAAGGUCAAUGAAACGACCUCCGGGAUCCCAUGCCAGCGCUGGGAUGCACAGAAACCCCACGAGCACCCUUUUUAUCCCAAAACCUAUGAGUGCAAGGGUCUAGAGGAGAACUACUGUCGUAACCCAGACGGCUCAGAAGCACCCUGGUGCUUCACGUCUCUUCCUGGCAUGAGAACGGCUCUGUGUCUGCAGAUCAAACGCUGUGCCGAUGAUAUCGAGGCAGAAGAUUGCUAUAACGAAAUUGGCAAAAAUUACAGAGGUGUCGUCCGCAAGACACGCAAAGGUAUUCUCUGCCAAAAAUGGAGCGUCAAUACACCUCACAAAACCAAAAUAAACCCCAAAACACACCCAGAAGCCAACCUGACGGAGAACUACUGCAGGAACCCUGAUGGAGACCACCAUGGACCCUGGUGCUACACCUCAGAUCCAAAGACGGAGUUUGACUACUGUGCCAUCAAGCAGUGUGCUGGAGAGAAAGUGCCAAUCAUUGGGCCAACAUCCGAGGUUGUGUUUAACGAAUGUGGAAAGCGAGAAGACCGCUUGAAGUCCAAGUUGAGAAUACUAGGUGGCAUGCCGGGAAACUCUCCGUGGACGGUCAGCCUCAGGGAUCGGAAGGGAAAUCACUUCUGUGGCGGUUCUCUGGUUAAUUCUCAAUGGGUCAUCAGCACUAAACAAUGCUUCUCUUCCUGUUACGUGGAUCUGACGGGAUACACCGCUAUGAUGGGCACGUUGUUUCGUGAUCCAGUGGAUGGAGAGCCGGAUAGACAAACAAUUCCUCUCACGAAGAUCGUCUGCGGCCCAUCUGAAUCCCACCUGGUCAUGCUGCAGCUAGAAAGUCCUGCACAGUUUAAUGACCGAGUGUCUCAAAUUUGUCUUCCGCCGGAACGCUACAUUGUUCCAGAGGGAACCAUCUGUGAAAUCGCUGGCUGGGGAGAGACUAAAGGAACGGGGGAUGAGACUGUAUUGAAUGUGGCUCAGAUGCCCGUAAUGAGCAAUAGCCAAUGCAACAAGUAUUUCAAGGGUCGCGUUCGAGAGAAUGAGAUGUGCACUAAUACGUUCCAGGCUGGGGCGGGUGCCUGUGAGAGAGACUACGGUGGGCCGCUGGCCUGCCAGAACAGCGAUUGUUGGGUCCUGGAGGGCGUGAUCAUACCGAUGCGCCGGUGCGGACAUCCUGGCCAACCGAACAUCUUCAUACGUGUGUCUGUUUAUGUGGACUGGAUUAAGAAGGUCAUGGAGAUGGCAUAGUCAUAAUGCACGUGACAGCAGCUCAUCUUUUCAAGCAAUUUCUUCUAUAGGCUAAUUUAUAAUAUAUAAAGUAUAUGCAAAAAUUAUACACGGCUAUGGUAGACUUUGACUGUUAUGUACUUAAAAGUGUGUUUUAUAAGAUUGUGUAACCAUUUUUGUAUCAUUUUAAAGAGUUUAAUUUACACAAUUUUGUAAAUGCAUGUGCCUUUGCAUAGCAUAUAGUAAUGCUUAACCCCUGACAAAAGUGUCUGAGCUAUUCAAAUUUUGAAUUUAUUGUGAAUAAAAUAUUCCAAAUACUAAA